Molecule: messenger RNA, 5073 nt
Organism: Spirodela intermedia
Lineage: Eukaryota; Viridiplantae; Streptophyta; Magnoliopsida; Alismatales; Araceae
Source: the annotation of a GenBank genome assembly
AUGGCGACGGGAUCUGUGGAUCUGGAGGAGGUCCCGUCGGUGGAUCUGAUGACGGAGCUCCUCCGCCGAAUGAAGUGCGCCACGAAGCCCGAUAAGCGCCUCAUCCUCAUUGGUACCGAUCUUCCUGAUUCAGAGAGUUUCUCUGCUGCGUGUGUAUGCGUUUGCUCUUGGGGAUCUUACUAGGGUUUGUUUUGGGAGGUUUUGGCUUCCCCGUGGUAGUUCUGGAGAAGUUUGUGAUUUAUAAUUUGGUUAUUUAAAUGUUUUCUGUAACUUCAUUCUCCAUUUCUCUGAAUGUAUAUAUCCGCGGAGGGUUUUUGCUUCCGUUGAUGUAGUUCGUCUUAUAAUUCUCCGUUUGCUUAGGCUUUACAAUUUAUAUCCUAAAUGGUUUACUUUGUGGAAAGGAGGAAAUGAUUGAAUAUGAUAAGUCCUGUAAAAAUGCGUGUUUUUUGUUUAUUCGGUUGAAUUGGCUAAAAUUUUACACGACUUUUGUCGAUUUCGUUGUAAAAAUAAAAAUUUAUGAAUAGGAUUUUCUUACUCCUGCUUUUUUUUCCGAUUUCUUUACUGUCGACCACCUAGUAAGAAGAAAAUCAAUGCAGUCGUGCGACUCGGCCAAAUAGUGCUCUAUGGUUUGAUGGUUUUUGCUGACUCGGUCAAGCAUUCUUUUUUCUUUGUUCAAUUCCGUCUCACCAACCCACGGAAGUGUUGUGAGUAUCGUUGAAUUUUUCCACCUUUUUUAUUUUAUAGGUACAUUUGAAUUUUUCCCUAAGUAAUAUACUGCCAAUAGGAAGACAGAUGACAUUGAUAAACAGAAGAGAGAUUUCAACUCGUUUAUUUGGGCUCCAUAUUAGUGUAUCUCUAAUACAUAAGUGCCAUUUCACGGUUUCCUUAUAUCAUUUAAUGAUGAUGACAUUUCUGUGCAUUAAUUUAAUCGAGAAACUUAGAUUCAAUGUCAUUAAUGUGAAUUCGUUGCCCGACCUUUGAAUGCCACUUUUAAUUUUCCAAUUUCUGAUGCAUCACCAAUCAUGUCGAAGUCAGCUAAGAUUUAUGGUGAUUCUAUGCGCUCUUUAAGCUGCGCACAUCGUUUGGAUAUUUAUACCACUCCCCUACUCACAAAUAUCUUGAAUGAAAGAUCCCUCUCCCGAGCAAAUAACGUUGAUGUGAGAGUUGUAAAUGGGAACCCAUUAUAGUUCGGGCAGAGAUAUGUAAGAUAUACUGAUAUUCUUGAAUCUCAAAAAAAAGAUUAUUUUCCCCUAAUUUCUCCUAGAAAAAUUUCUUCUCGUUAUAUUCGUUUUGAAGAGCAAACUCUACUACUGAUCUACUACUGAAAACAAGGAUUUCUGCCGUAGUGUUUGCCAAAUUUAAUGGCCUUGUACCACUGUCAGUAACAGUAGCCUUGUGACCUGUUAGUCAUCUUUUUCGAGCAUGGUGUGUUCCUUGUUCAAGAACGAUUUUCUUUGGAUUCGUUUUUGCUAGCAGCUUUCUUCUUGCAUUUUGUUGGCCUCUCUCCCUUGAACUGACCCUUGUGUCUCAGAGGGUGAAGUUGUCUGGCCUUCAUUUUCUAUCAUUUAUGUAUUCUACUUUAUUAGUUCUGAUGCUGGAAGUCUCCGUUUAAAAACAAUCAUUAUUGAGUUAAAUCUUUCUAUGAUUUUUCUUUUUUAUUUGUGAACUACCGAGUUUCAUAUUUUUUUUGUUUUUCUGAUUAGCCUUAAACCUAUGUUACUCAGACUCGUGAUUGAUUUCAGACUACGGAGCAAGAUGAAUAUCACUCUUUGAUAUUUUUCAUUUCUUAUUCAUUCUCAGGGACCAUGCCACUCACUUGUGCCAGAUUUCCUACUUUUUUAAAUAUUGAGUGAAUUAUGAAAACACAUCUGUUAAUGUCCAAUCUAGAGUUGUAAGUUUGUGUGAAAGCUCUGAUCGCAGUUCAUUUUUAAAAUUGGUCAAUAUUUUAUUUUUAUUUCAUUUAUUUUGAAUCCAUGCGAAAUGUGGUGCAUUUAGGUCCACCUGGAUCUGGAAAAGGAACGCAAUCACCCAUUAUUAAGGACGAAUAUUGCUUGUGUCAUUUGGCCACUGGUGACAUGCUGAGAGCUGCUGUUUCUGCAAAAACUCCACUGGGUAUUAAGGCAAAGGAAGCCAUGGAUAAGGUUCUGAUCUCCGAAAAUUCCCCGACAUAAUAGUGGCCUGCUAUCUGAUUUGUUUAUGUGACAUAAUCUGAUUUGUUUCAUUGGUUGCAUAACCCUUUUAGGGAGAACUUGUAUCUGAUGACUUGGUUGUUGGGAUAAUCGAUGAAGCAAUGAAGAAAACCUCCUGCCAAAAGGGCUUCAUACUUGAUGGGUUUCCUAGGACUGUUGUUCAAGCACAAAAGGUUCGCAGUUGAAAAUACAAUAGCGUGUGCUCUGAUAAAUGUUCUUGGACAACUGCUCUUCUAAGAAUCACUUUUUGCAGCUUGAUGAGAUGUUGGACAAACAAGGUACCAAAAUAGACAAGGUGCUGAAUUUUGCAAUUGACGAUGCAAUCUUGGAAGAGAGAAUUACAGGUCGUUGGAUUCACCCUUCUAGUGGAAGAACAUACCAUUCGAAAUUCGCACCUCCAAAGGUUCCUGGAAUUGAUGAUGUAAGCUCUCAAGGGUUGUAUUUUCUGAGCCUAGGGAUUAAAACUGUUAUUUUCAAUUGACCUUGUUUUAAAGUUUGGCUAUUAUGUUCAUCAACCUGCUGCGUUACAUGAUUUCAUGAUAUUUUUUUCCGAAAUCUCACAGCUUCGAUCAGAAUUAUGAGUUUGAAAAUGGAUUGCGCUUGUUAUAAACCUGUUGUUUAAUGAUCUGAAAUGUCAUUUGAUUCUACGAAAUGAUCCUGCAGUAGACAUGUGCCUGGAACUUUGAAUACUUCCCUUCUUAUUGUUGAUAUUAUCAGUCCCUAUUUGGACUAUUUUGUGGCUUGUCUAUGAUCUAAGAUAUUGUUUCUCCAUCCCCCCCUAGAGUCGCUUAUUUUAUUGCCUUCAAGUCAACUCACGCAAGCUAGGUCAAUAUGACCACAGAUUCGUUUCAAAUUCCAUGUGUGAUAUCUUUUGAUAAUUCUUUUGUCGGUGUCAUGUGUUUCAUUAUCCUAAAUGGAGUACAAUUUUGAAUAAGGCUUCAAAUUAUGAUUUUUCAGUGACAAUUUGUGCUUGCGUGAAUGAAAUGGAAGAAAGAUCUUCAUUCAUUUUUAAUAUUAAUACAUAAAGAAUGACAUCCUUUUAAAGCACAUGGAUAAGUAUGCAUUAAAAGAGGUGGAACAGAAAAGUGUGAAAGACUAGGCUAGAUACUAGGAUGUAAGAUGUAAAGGUUGCUACUUGAACUCUUGCAGAAACUGAUGCUCCUGCUACUGCCAGGUGGAUAACUGAGGUGUAUUGGAUUGUCUUCAUUAUUUCUGUGAAGGAAGUCCGAAAAACUUUCUUUGGAGAUUUUCGGAAAAUUAAGGUUGCUUAAAAAUAAAAUACUGAUUAAGGUCAAUAAAUAUAUAGACAAAAAAAGUUACUAUAAGCCACAGAUUUGGUUACUGAAAAUUUGAAAAGCCCCAGGAACUUAGGGAAUCUGAUAUAGUCAUAUUUCUCAUGCUUUCUACAGAUCAGCCUCUAAGAUAUUGCUCCAUCAUACCAAGGAAAAGAAAGAGGAUCUCUAAAUAUUUGCCAUUGGACGGGCAGAUUUGCUUCUUUAUUUAGAGUGUUUGCACUUGAGUUACACUCAACGAUGUCACACAGUUGAUUUUUGAGGGAAUAGAAGUUUGGAUACCCUCAGGAAUCUAUUUUGGUUGUGGAGCCCUAAUGUCAAGGUCCUCUCUAAAGCCGUCUUAGUCAUGCGCACACAUACCUGCCUUAGGGCUGUUACCUCGGCAAGAAAUACUGUAAACUUGUCAUGCCCUAGUUGUUUGCUAAAUGACAACGGUGGUUCAAUUAUUUGAUGUGUCACAAGGUUUUUGAGUAAAUUUUUUCUUCUUAUUAUGUUGAAUGAGGAGUGCGACUCUUGAACUUGUGGAGCAUUUCUAAAUGGCAUUUGUUUUCAACCAAAGAUGUUUCAUGAGCGGUAUCUAUUCUUACUACCAUCGGAUAUGCUGGUUUUUCUUCAAAAUUCCAGGUGUAGCAAUUUUCUUGUCUAAUCCUCUGUAUUUUAAUUUUUUUUCCUUGGCACAAUAUGCUGGUUUUGGCUCCAUCAGAACUUCAAAAUCCUAAUUUCUUCCAUUAUAUUCUGAUGAACGUUUAAAUCCUUUUCGACUUUCAUUAAUGACAGGUCUCAGGGGAUCCAUUGAUUCAACGAAAAGAUGACACAGCGGCAGUUCUCAAAUCCAGGCUCGAAGCUUUCCACCGACAAACCGAACCUGUAUGUUUGCUUUAUUUUUCAUAUUUUUCAUCGCAUAGCAAGUUUUUGGGAUUUUGUGGGGAGAUUAUGCUCGAAUAAUUUUGCAUGAUUUUGCUGAUUUUUCGUGCCUACCAAUUGAUUUCACAAUUAGUGGAAAAUACUUGUAUUAUUAUUAUAUCUGCCAGGAGAAGUUUAUACUGCUGAUGGUCAAUUCUCAGUACCAUUCUUUAUAUAAUGGGCAUGAAUUGUCCCGAAUUCUUUGGUUAUCUGAGAUUUUCCUCUUAAGCGUGGAGAGAUCUCAGGGAGGGUUCUAAAAGAAUUGGCCAUCAAAAUGGGCAUUUCGAAUUUUUUUCAUAUAUAAUUUUCUCAAUCAACUGAGAAACAUCUCAUAUUCUCCGAUUACAUGAUAUCCUGCUGCAGUCAUCCUCCUCUGUAAGGAUGUGAGAAAAGAUGUAGGAAAUUGGUGUAUGAAAUCAGGGUCUUUAUAUAUAUAUAUAUAUAUAUAUAUAUAUAUAUAUAUAUAUAUACCUUUUUAAGUAAUGCUCUCAGAUUUCUACUUUGAAAAUAUGUUCAUCACAUUAUUAAUAUAUUUUUGGGCUAGCCUACGUUCGGAAGCUAUCAUUAUCUUGAAAUAAUGUAUAUUUCAGGUAAUUGAUUAUUACACGAAGAAGGGCAUCGUUGCCCAGCUGCACGCUGAGAAGCCUCCCAAGGAUGUUACUGUCGAGGUUCAGAAGGCGCUCUCUUGA